Dictyostelium discoideum AX4 is the source of this 1524-nucleotide messenger RNA. It is a transcript of the gene trmt11, whose product is annotated as tRNA guanosine-2'-O-methyltransferase 11. Lineage: Eukaryota; Evosea; Eumycetozoa; Dictyosteliales; Dictyosteliaceae. The transcript has 3 exons. The record is from RefSeq and is a predicted model, not a curated record. The coding region runs from base 1 to 1524 and encodes 507 amino acids. Gene Ontology annotation, cellular component: cytoplasm. Gene Ontology annotation, molecular function: methyltransferase activity; tRNA (guanine(10)-N2)-methyltransferase activity; nucleic acid binding.
AUGCCAAAAUAUUUAAUAAAUUUUGUUCAACAAUAUGCAAGUUUUCGUAUUCAUGAAUUAGAAUCAGUUGCAAGACUAUUUAAUAUUGAUAUUCAAUAUAAUAAAGAAGAUUUAGAAUUUAUUGAAUCAUUAGAUCCAGAAAUUGAAACACCAUUUUUGUAUGUCACUGUAAAUAGUGAAGAAGAUAUUAAAAAAAUAUGUACAAGAUCAGUUUUAAUUAAAUCUGUCUAUUCAAUUUGGGCUGAAACACAAUUAUUAGAUGAAAUUUUAAAUGAGUUACACAGUAAAUUUGAUAAACAAUUUUUAUCAAAUUAUAUGAUUAAUAAAACAUUUAAAAUUGAAGUUGAAAGUUAUGGAAGUAAAUAUAAUCAAAAGGAAAAACUUGAAAUGAUGCAAAAAUUAAAGGAUUCACCAUUAUGGGAUAGUGGUAAAUGUUUAAUGCAUCCAACCGAGGAACAAAUGGAUAAACAUAUUCUUUGGUAUAUUUUAACAGAUUUUGGAGUUGAAAGACAAGGUUUAGUUAAAGAUUUUACAUUGUUACCACGUAAAGUUUACUUUGGUCAAAGAAUUGCCAAAGGUAAUAGAGAUGAUAUCAUUAAAUAUAACCUUUCCGAUAGAAAAUAUUUAGGUACAACAUCAAUGGAUCCAGAAUUAUCAUUGGUUAGUGCAAAUAUGGGUUUAGUUAAAAAAGGUCAUUUCGUUUUAGAUCCAUUCGUUGGUACUGGUAGUUUUAUUUUAGUUGCUUCUCAUUUUGGUGCUCAAACUGUUGGUUGUGAUAUUGAUAUUAAAGCAAUGAGAAAAGAAGAGGAUUGUAAUUUAGAAACUAAUUUUAAAGAUCAUGGAUUAACAUCACAAUUUUUAGGUACAAUUUUAUGUGAUAAUAGUUGUCCACCAUGGAGAGUUAAUUCAAUGUUUGAUUCAAUUAUAACAGAUCCACCAUAUGGUAUUAGAGCAGGUGCAAGAAAAAUUGGAUUUAAAGAGAAUCGUAAAUUCGUUCCAGUUCCAGAAGGUUUAAGAAGAGACCAUAUUCCACAAUGUAUUGAUUAUAGUGUACCAGAUGUAAUGGCAGAUCUAUUAGAAUUGGCUGCUAAAACUUUAAUUGUUGGUGGUCGUUUAGUUUAUUGGUUACCAACAACACCAGAUUAUAAAGAAACUGAUUUACCAAGACAUCCAUGUCUUAGAUUAAUUACUGCAAGUUGUUUACAAAUUCUUACCAAUAGAUGGGGCAGACGUUUAGUUACAAUGGAGAAAAUUAUAGAAUAUAAUGAUUCAAUUCAUAAUAAAUCUUUAUUGGUUCAAGAGGAUUUAGGACAAUUUGACCCACAACAUAAAGAUUUACGUGCUGUUGUUUUCUGGAAAAAAAUGGGUACAAAUGAAAAAACUAAAAAAAAAGAACAAAAGAAAAAAAGUGUUGAAAAUCAUUUAAAAUCAAAAAAUAAUAAUGAUGUAAUUAAUAAUAAUAGUAAUGAUACAAAUAGUAAUAAUAAUUGCAAUAAUGAAAAUAAUAUUGAAAACCAAAAAUAA